Molecule: messenger RNA, 1921 nt
Organism: Homo sapiens (human)
Lineage: Eukaryota; Metazoa; Chordata; Mammalia; Primates; Hominidae
Gene: CSAG3
Product: CSAG family member 3
Exons: 3
Coding region: 1231-1614 (127 amino acids)
Source: RefSeq, a predicted model, not a curated record
GUGCCAGGCCAGGUGCUCCCUGCAGGGCAGGAGCUCCCGCGAUGAUAGUGACCUCUGGGAGAAGACGCACACCUUCCCACGGGGGCUCCUCCCCAGCCAGAGCUACACUUGGCAAACCUUUGGUCCUAAAUGAUUUAUUCUCUGAAUUGAAGAAAUACGGUUUACAUAUCUUCUAAGUAUAUAUGUAGGUAGCAAUAUAUAUAUUUAUUUCUAUGAACUAACACCUACCCUUAGUAUGCAUGAUUCACUCUGAUAUCCUAGUCUACUUCCAUUCCAGUCUUUGUGUUCUGUUGAAAGAAUUUUUUUAAAAAACAUAAUUCCUCUCCCACUCUGUUGGUUUCAGGUUGUUAUUAGCAGAACUCUGGAGCCAUGCUGCCUUAACAAACCCAAUUUUCCUGGUGGACACUGCUAUUACCUAGGGCUCUUGGCAUCGUGUUUUCAGGGGCUGCCUCAGAUUGUGCAAUGAAGUGAAGUGGAAAAUUCAAAACUUUUAUUCUACCCAUUCUUUCAUCUGCCGUCUAGGCAGGCUACAAACCUCCCCAACAUCUCUGCCGCUAACCCCCUCCAACAGACACUGCAAGUGUCACACACAAGUACCAGCUCAACACAGUCUCCAGUCUCACUCUGGGCUUUCCCUGUUUUGUUGUGUAGAUUUUCUUGCUGAUACUGGUGUUUUACUUUCUGUUUCCAUUCUAUAAAUUUACAGGGUUGAUUUGGGAAGCAGAGCACAGCAGCCCAAAUUUGCUUGUAAUGUCGGCGGCUACAGAGGAAAGGCCAAGAAUGGACAGAUUAAUAAAGGGCCAUCUACAAGCCACGAAUAAGGCCAUCACCAGAAGCCAACCCCGCCAGUCCUUGAUCUAGGACUUCCAGACUUCAAAACUGUGAGAAAAAAAAUAAAUUUCUGUUGUUUUAGCUACUCACUCAAUGGCAUUUUGUUAUGGCAGCCUGAGCUGACUUAAGACAUAACUUCAGGUGACACAAUUUUUUUUUUGUUUCCUCCUAGAAAAAAAAAAAGUAAUUUUGACAUUUAAAGUCUGUAGUUCAUUUUGAGUUACAUUUCUGUAUGGUGCAAGAUAUGUGCAAUGGCUAGUACUAUGUGUCAACUUGUCUAGGCUAUACUGCUCAGCUGUGUGGUCAAACAGUAGUCUAGAUGUUGCUGUGAAGGUAUUUUGUAGAUGUGAUCAACAUUUACAAUCAGUUGAUUUUAAGUAAAGCAGUUUAACUUCCAUAAUGUGGAUGGGCCUCAUCCAAUUAGUUGAAGGUGUUAAGAGAAAAGACCAAGGUUUCCUGGAAAAGGAAUUCUACCACAAGACUAACAUAAAAAUGCGCUGUGAGUUUCUAGCCUGCUGGCCUGCCUUCACUGUCCUGGGGGAGGCUUGGAGAGACCAGGUGGACUGGAGUAGACUGUUGAGAGACGCUGGUCUGGUGAAGAUGUCCAGGAAACCACGAGCCUCCAGCCCAUUGUCCAACAACCACCCACCAACACCAAAGAGGCGAGGAAGUGGAAGGCAUCCUCUCAACCCUGGCCCAGAAGCCCUAUCAAAGUUCCCAAGACAACCCGGAAGGGAAAAGGGACCCAUCAAGGAAGUUCCAGGAACAAAAGGCUCUCCCUAAAAGACCGCCGCUUCAAAAAAACCUGAGGAAUGGAGUGGGCCAACACUAUCCAGCCACUCUGACCAGCCGAACGAGGAACUCAAUCAAAAUGAGCCAUAGCGGGACCACAAGGGCAAGGAGACCACCACCUUCUCCAGUCUCUCUUCGGACAGCCAGUAAUUCCCGGGCAAGGCCAGAGACUUCAAGUCUAUCUGAAAAGUCUCCAGAGGUCUAACCCCAGAUAAAUAGCCAACAGGGUGUAGAGUACAUUUUACACCCCAAAGAGUGUGCCCCAUGGUGAUGAAAAUAAAGUGAACAUGUUGCAAAA